UCAAGAGAAAGUGAAAGAAUACAGCAAGCAAAAAUACACAACAGACCUGGAACAUCAAGAGAAAGUGAAAGCAUAUAGUUGUGAGAAAUACAGAAAAGAUUUGAUACACCAAAAUAAAGUCAAAUGUGAAAGUGUCAAAAAUUAUAAAGCAAAUCCUGAUCUUCGACAAAAAUUAAAAGCACUAAAUAAAGCCAAAUACCACAAAGACAGUGCUUUUAGACAUAAAGUCCUGGCUAAAAAACGAUUCAACAGAAAUCAAGAUAAAGUACUAACUGAUCAGAUUAAUUCUGUAAUGAAUGAGUUUUUAAAGAAAUCAAAUGAUGGACCUGAAUUUGUUUGCUGUGUAUGUUUCCGAUCCAUGUUUAAAGCAGCAGUAGUUCCAUACAAACAAAAGAACUACAAAAACAAAGCAGCUCAAUUAACGGCGGAAACAUGUGUCUCGGAUGAGUAUUUGCAUGAAUGUACCUCUGACUGCAAUAAACCAUGUCCAUUACAAGAAUCAAGAGGAGAGCUUUGGAUGUGCAAGGUCUGUCAUUCAAAGAUCCGAAGAGGUGUAACCCCAGCAGAAUGGUGGGGAAACAAUUUACAACUGGAUUCAAUUCCUCUUGAGUUAUCUUGUUUGAAUCAUCUGGAAAAACACCUGAUUUCUUUAAACAUUCCAUUUAUGAAAGUAUUGGCUUUACCAAAGGGUGGUCAAAAUGGAUGCCACGGACCAAUUUUUUGCAUCCCUUCUUCAGUAAAUCAUACUUGUUCUGUUUUGCCUCGGUCAAAUCUAGAAGGUUGUCUGUUACGUGUUAAAUUAAAGCGCAAGCUAUCUUACAAAGGACAUUAUGAAUAUCACUUUGUUGACACAAAUCACCUGAAAGAAGCACUUAAAUAUUUAAAGGAAAACAAUCAAUAUUAUCAAGACAUAGAAAUAAAUGAAGAAUGGGUGAAUGAGUUUGCUAAGGAAGAAGAAAACCAAGCACAAGACGACUCUAAUGAUAACGCACAAAAAAACAGUUCCCCUGAGGAUGCACAAGACAAAACUCAACAUGAAGAAGAAAUACAUACAGAAGAAGUCUCAAACAAUAAUUCAAAACAACCUGAGUCUCCUGAUGAAGAAGAUGAAACUCUACAUGACCGGCAAAACCACUGUAUUUAUCAAGAUUCUUGUUCCAUGCCUGUUGAUCUUGGUCAAGAAACUCUUGAUCAGGGUUUUGAAGAUAUAAUUAAUCUGGCACCUGCUGAAGGAAACAAUCCUGUGCGUAUUUUGUCAGAUAAAGAUAAUGAAGCAAAAUCCUUUCCAUAUCUUUUUCCAUUAGGGAACAAUACUUAUCAUACGCCCAGACAGCACUACUUGACAUUGGCACGAUAUUUUAAUAACAGAAUAUUGCACGCUGAUGGAAGGUUUGCAAAGUGCGUUGAAUACAUUUUUUUUGCACAAUACAUGUCAGAAGUUCAGCAAGUCAUUCAGCAAGUGUCAAUAGCAUCACGCAAAGGACACACAAAUCCUGCAGGCCAAAAAGACAAUGCUCCAGAAAACACUGAGUCUUUGCAAGACAUCAUUAAGACUGAUGAAGGAUAUCGUUUUCUAAGGCCUAUAAGAGGUACUCCAAGCUUUUGGCAAGGUGCACAAAAGGAUUUACUUGCCAUGGUGCGGAAUCUGGGAAAACCCACUUUCUUUUGCAGUUUUUCAUCUGCAGACUUGCGCUGGGGAGGGCUUUUAAAUUCAAUUUUGAAGCAAGAGGGGAGAACUGAAACUUCUGAGAGUUUGGAGUAUGCUGAAAGGUGUGAACUGUUGCGUAAUCGCCCUGUCACUGCAGCACGCAUGUUUGACUACAGGUGGCAUCUCUUGUUGAAUUACGUGUUACUAUCUUCAUUGAAUCCAAUAGGAAAGAUUAAAGAUUACUUUUAUCGAGUAGAAUUUCAACAACGUGGAUCACCCCAUGUACACGCUUUAUUUUGGAUUGAGGAUGCUCCUGAGAUUGGAAAAAACACAGAUGAAGAAGUGGUGAAAUUCAUCGACAAGUACAUAACAUGUGAAAUACCGACACAAGAUCAGCAAUUAGCUGAAACUGUUACCUCCGUACAGCAACAUUCUCAACGGCAUUCGAAAACCUGUAAGAAAAAGAAUACAGCCUGCCGGUUCAAUUUCCCACGCCCUGUAUCUGAACGUACUUUCAUCACCAAAAAACAGAAAAUACCAAAGUGCCCAAAGUGCCAGGGUGACACUGCAACAAACAGCCAAGAACAAAAAAAAGACACUGUUGAAUGCAUAUGCUCUCAAAAUGAACAGAACUUUAUGAAAGAAGAGGAUGCAAUGAAAAUACUGACAACUGUUAAAAAAGCACUUCUGGAUAAAGACAAUCCCAUUACGAGUAUCCAGCAACUGUUUCAAAAUGUUGGCAUUACGCAGGAAGUAUGGGAGAAAGCACUUAAAUGUGUUGAAAAACGCAUGCAAAUUGUCCUGCAAAGAGAUGUCAAUGAAAUCUGGAUUAAUCCAUAUAAUCCACUUUUGUUGAAAUGUUGGAACGCUAACAUGGACAUCCAAUAUGUGGUUGAUGUAUAUGCUUGUAUCGUUUAUAUUAUCAGCUAUAUGUCCAAAUCUGAGAGAGAGAUGGGGCUGUUGUUGAAACAAACACAUCAAGAGGCCACAAAACAGGGAAACGCUGAUGCCAAAGAAGCAAUGAAGAAGAUUGGUCAAGCCUACCUCCAUAACCGUGAUGUGUCUGCACAAGAAGCUGUGUACAGAAUCAGUCAAAUGCACCUCAAAGAAUGUUCAAGGAAAGUUGUGUUUAUCCCCACAGGUGACACAAUUUUCAAACUCACCAAACCACUAAAUGAACUGAAAAAGUCAGGAAACAAUGACAUUUGGAUGACUGGAUUUGUGGAUCGAUAUAAGAACAGACCACAGAAUGACACUUUUGAUGAUAUGUGCAUAGCCACAUUUGCUUCAGAGUAUCGUGUGUUAAGUACAUCAGAAAAGAAAUCCAAAAAUGUGAUUAAGUUACAGAAUUCAUGUGGCUAUAUUUCAAAGCGAUUCAGAACCAAACCUGCUGUUGUGCGCUAUGCACGGUUUUCAGAAACAAAGAAUCCUGAGCUAUAUUACAAAAGCCUGUUACAGCUGUUUUUUCCUUAUCGUCAUGAUAACGACCUCAAACCUUCAUCAUUUCAUUCUUUUGAACAGUUCUACAAAGAGGGCACAGUGCAGCUUGGCAACCAGACCGUUUCAGUGAUGUCAAUUGUGAACUCAAACAGAUCUCACUAUGACAUUGAAACUGAAGAUUUGGAAGAGAUAAAAAAUAACCUGGACUCUAAUGAAAUAUUAGAGGAUGCUUGGGCCAUGCUUUGUCCUGAGCAAGAAGCAGAACGUUUGGAAGCCACUGAUGAACUUGCACAGAGUAAACUGGAUGAUGAAGACCCCUUGCCCCAUAUUCCUGAUUUAGGGAUAGCUAACAAAGAAACUGCUCAUUUAGAAAAACAACACAAUGCGAUGACUCGAGCUGAAGGUUUGGAUUUAAUUCGAUCUUUAAAUGACAUCCAGCUGUCUAUUUUUUUCAAAAUACAAAAGUGGUGCGUACAAAAAGUCAAUGGAAAUGAUCCAGAACCUUUACAUGUGUUCAUUACUGGUGGCGCUGGCACAGGGAAAAGCCACUUGAUUCGGGCCAUUCAGUACGAAGCCAAUCGUCUAUUUGCUCCAAUGCGACGCCACCCAGACAACAUGAGUGUUUUAAUAACAGCACCCACUGGUAUGGCAGCAUACAACCUAAAUGCAUCUACAAUUCACAGUGCAUUUAGCAUUGGAACAGAUGUGACACUUCCCUACAUACCAUUAGGUGAAGAAAAACUCAAUUCUCUCCGUGCCAAAUAUAUUGACGUGAAGUUAGUAAUCAUUGAUGAAAUAUCAAUGGUUUCUCAUAAACUGCUCACAUAUAUACAUGGACGGCUGAGGCAAAUCAAGCAAAGAGGUGAUGUUUCCCCUUUUGGAAAUGUCAGCCUUAUAGCAGUUGGUGAUUUUUAUCAGUUACCACCAGUUAUGGCAAAAGGCUUGUACACUGACAAUCUACCUCUGAACUUUUGGUCAAGUUUCAAAAUGGCUGAACUGAAAACAAUUGUCAGACAGAAGGAUACCACAUUUGCAGAAUUACUGAACAGAUUAAGAACACGAUCGAAAGGGACACCCAUGCUUCAUGAAGACAUCCACAUUCUACAAAGUCGUGAAACUGGAGAGGAGUCUUCUGCUCUACAUAUUUUCCCAACAAAUUCACAGGUAAAUGAACAUAACUUUAACCAGCUCCAAGCCACUUGUCCUGACUAUCAAACAAUAGAUGCACAGGACUAUCACUACAACAGGAAAACUGGAAAAAUGGAAACCAAAGUCACACCUCACAGUAAAGACAACCUCACCAGUCUGCAGAAACAGCUAUUUUUGGGUGUUCCUGCUAGAGUAAUGCUGUGUAAAAACAUUGAUGUGGAAGAUGGAUUAGUCAAUGGAGUCUGUGGAACUGUAACACAUAUUAGUGAAACGGAAAGAAAUGGACUUCCUGAAGCUGUGUAUGUUCAGUUUGAUGACAUCAAUGUUGGUACACAGAGACGAAAGAAGUACCCAUCCACUGCACCUGCUUUAAUAAACUCCACACGGAUACAGCCAGAGGAGGAAAGGGCUAACAGCAAAGGGGGGAAACGUCGUCAGUUUCCUCUUGCACUUGCCUGGGCUGUUACAAUCCACAAAGUACAAGGCCUGACUGUUGACAAUGCUGUGGUGUCGCUAAAGCAAGUGUUUGCCUCAGGACAAUCUUAUGUGGCUUUAAGUCGUGUAAGAAGUCUAGAUGGCCUUAUUAUCCAGGACUUUGAUGAAAAGGCUAUUUAUUGUAAUGAUGAGGUAAAACAUGCCUUGGAAGCUAUGCCACGCUUCUUGGACGACAAUGUGUCACAAGCCAAACAGUCAGCUGAUGUGUUAACCUUGUUUUUGAUGAAUGUUCAGGGUUUAGUAAAACAUGUACCUGAUUUGGUGUCAUCCACGCAGCAUUUACAGCCUGACUGUAUAGCUGUGACAGAAACAUGGUUAACAUGUCAGUCUGCACUUCAUAGUGUUGACAUAGACGGUUACAGUUUUCACAGCCGUCCACGAAGUCUGGCAUAUGAACACAGCAAGCAUCCGGCUCUUACUACACUCAAAAGUCAACAUCAUGGGGGAGUGGGCAUGUAUUGCUCCAACAACACUAACUAUCACUUUCCUGAUGCACCCCAAUUUAAUUUGGAGUGCUUAAUUUACAAAAAUGUAAAUCAUCAGGUUUUAGUUGCAGUUGUGUAUCGACCACCAACAUAUCCCAUGUCUGUGUUCAAGCAGAACUUGAAAAAUCUGCUAACUUGGCUACAGGCACAAAGUCAGUCAGUUGUGAUUAUGGGAGAUUUCAAUGAUGACAUAUUGAAAUCAUCAUCACUCUGCAAUUUCAUGAGCAGUUAUGGAUAUGUUCAGAAUGUCACAUCUCCAACUACAGAACGAGGCACUUUGAUUGAUCAUGUCUAUGUCAAAUCUCAACAAUAUGAGAUUUCAUCAGAAGUUGUUCCAACAUAUUUCAGUGAUCAUCAGGGCAUAGUCUGCUCUCUUAAGCUGAAGUCUGUGUAG
Messenger RNA from Periophthalmus magnuspinnatus, 5611 nucleotides. RefSeq lists its product as uncharacterized. The record is from RefSeq and is a predicted model, not a curated record. Gene Ontology annotation, molecular function: DNA helicase activity; ATP hydrolysis activity. Lineage: Eukaryota; Metazoa; Chordata; Actinopteri; Gobiiformes; Gobiidae. The transcript has a single exon. Gene Ontology annotation, biological process: telomere maintenance; DNA repair. Bases 293 to 5611 code for a protein of 1772 amino acids.